AUGUUAGACGAAUCUGCAUCCCUGGAUUCAACCUGGAUAAAAGGCACUGAUCCAUGUAAUAAGGAAACGAAAUGGAAAGGUGUAGAAUGUAACUCGGAUAAUGUCAUAAACCUGUAUCUUAUGAACUAUGGUCUCUCAGGAGAUAUUGCAAUUGAUUCAUUGGUGAAUCUUAAGGGACUUAGAGUUAUCAGUUUGGAGAACAAUAGCUUUUCAGGUCCAUUGCCUGAAUUCAAUCGACUUACUGCAUUGAAGUCUCUCUAUCUUGCAGACAAUGAAUUUUCCGGGGAAAUACCUUUGGAUUUCUUUUCGAAAAUGGGGUCUCUGAAAAAACUUGAGCUUGCAAGAAAUAAGUUUUCAGGGAGGAUUCCUGACUCUUUGACUAAGUUGCAGAAUCUCAGGGUUCUCUUUCUGCAGCAAAAUGAAUUCACAGGGCCUAUUCCCUCAUUAGCACAAAAGUCUUUGGAUAAAAUCGACCUGUCUAACAAUAAGCUGCAAGGAGAAAUCCCUCCAGCCAUGUCAAGAUUUGGUACCAAGCCUUUUGAGGGAAAUUCCGACCUUUGUGGCACAGUUUUGUCCAAAGAAUGCAAGGCUGAUGACAAGAGUGCAAUUGAAACACCAGCAGAGGACAAUAUCAGUGAAACCAAGGAGUCAGGGUCGGGGACAGGCGCAAAGUGGGUGGUACUAUUGGUAAUGGUUGCCCUCCUGGUGGUGACAAUAGCAUUUAAGGGCAAGAGAAAGGAAGACGAUUUCCAGAUGAUUCGAAAAGAGAAUUUGGAUGAGGCAGUGCAAGUACAGAUACCUAGUAGUAUGAAGAAGAGGAACUUGAGCAGCAGGAAAGGAAAUAAUUCAGUGAAUUCGUCAAGAAAAGGCUCCCAACAUGGUAGAAAAGUAGGUGAUCUCGUUGUAAUUAAUGAAGAAAAAGGUAUAUUUGGGCUGCCUGAUUUGAUGAAGGCUGCAGCUGAGGUUCUCGGAAGUGGUGGUUUGGGAUCAGCUUACAAAGCCAAGAUGGUAAAUGGGGUUUCUGUUGUGGUGAAAAGAUUGAGAGAUGUGAAUAAAGUCAGUAGGGAAACAUUUGACACGGAGAUUAGAAAGCUCGGAACAAUAAGGCACCAGAAUAUUUUGACACUAUUGGCUUACCACUACCGUAAUGAAGAGAAGCUGUUGGUGUCUGAGUUUGUUGCCAAAGGCAGCUUAUUGUAUCUAUUACACGGUGAUCGUGGGAUUUCUCAUGGGGAGCUGAAUUGGCCUACUCGUCUGAAAAUCAUUCAAGGAGUUGCUCAAGGAAUGGGAUUUCUUCACAAUGAGUUUGCACAAUAUGAAUUGCCACACGGGAAUCUCAAGUCUAGCAAUAUUCUUCUUUCUUCAGAUUACGAGCCAAUUCUCAAUGAUUACAUGCUCUAUCCAUUUAUCAGUAACACUCAAUCUGUGCAACAACUGUUUGCUUAUAAAACCCCAGAAGCCAUAUUGUAUCAGCAAGUUUCUCCAAAGAGCGAUGUCUUUUGUCUUGGAGUAGUCAUUCUUGAAAUCGUUACUGGGAAAUUUCCUUCUCAGUAUCUGAACAAUCAAAAGGGUGGCACUGAUGUUAUACAAUGGAUUAAAACAGCAAUUUCUGAGAACAAAGUUUCAGAAUUGAUUGAUCCAGAGAUAGCAAACACGUCAAAUUCACUUGAACAAAUGGAGAAGCUAUUAUAUAUUGGAGCCGAAUGCACAGAAAGUGAUCAAGAAAAGAGGAUUUUGAUGAAAGAAGCUAUAAAGAGAAUAGAGGAGGUACAAGUUUGA
This is a messenger RNA of Fraxinus pennsylvanica, 1779 nucleotides long. The record is from the annotation of a GenBank genome assembly. NCBI's taxonomy places the organism in Eukaryota, Viridiplantae, Streptophyta, Magnoliopsida, Lamiales, Oleaceae.